UCUCAAGUCCAACCCAGGAUCCUCCCUGCCGCUUCAUCUUCUUUGCAGAGCUCCUGUCAUCCAAAAGCCCACGGCUCGCUACUCGCUAGUCGCUACCUUCACCGCGUUCUUCACUGCAUUUCACCAAGAAUACAUUCAAUUGAAACGGGUCCCGUUUUGUGUAUCCCAGUUCUGAAUUAAGACAGAAUUAAUUCGUGCUGAUAUUUUGAACGGAUCUCAUAAUUUUGAGUCCAUUCGUGCUGAUUCUUUGAACGGAUCUCAUAAAUUUGAGUUCAUUCGUGCGGAUCCUUUUGAGUGAAUUGGCCAUCGCCUAUCACCAUCUUACAUAGCAUAACUUUCUCAAUCAGUCAGGCUCCCUUAUGCGUACUGCUUCUUUAGUGAAUUAUAGUGGAUUUCGGUUUCUUCGAAACUGCAUCAACGGACUUCUUCAACUUCCCAGCACUUUCUCUAUACCGUUCUCUCUGCAGUCCAGCUUUCACAUAUUAACUUUAAUGGAUUCACACAAAAAUUCAACCUCUUCUUUUUCUGUGUUUGCACCUUCAAAGCACAGCCACGGUAGAGGGAGAGGAUUUAAUGCAAGGGGUAACCGUGAGAGGUCGAGCAGUCUUGGUGGUGGCUCUGAAAAAGAUAAAAUUGAUGCUCUUGGUCGAUUACUAGUUCGAAUUCUUCGUCACAUGGCUUCAGAGCUAAAUUUGAAGAUGAGGAGCGAUGGGUUUGUCAAGGUCCAAGAUCUAUUGAAACUACAUCUAAAAACAUUUGCCAAUAUUCCGUUGAAAUUGCACACAGUUGAUGAUAUGAAAGAGGCAGUCAGAAAAGAUAACAAACAAAGGUUAAGCUUGUUAGAAGAAAGUGGAGAGCUUUGGGUACGUGCAAAUCAAGGGCACUCAAUAAAGAUGGUUGAAACAGAAAGCUUGUUGAAACCAAUCAUUUCAGCUGACGAAGUGCCAGUUUGUGUGCAUGGGACCUACAAGAAGGAUAUGCAAUCGAUUUUAGAGCAAGGUCUCAAACGCAUGAGAAGAUUGCAUGUACACUUCUCAUGUGGCUUACCAACCGAUGGUGGUGUCAUUAGUGGAAUGAGGCGAGAUGUCAAUAUGCUCAUCUUUCUGGAUGUCAAAAAAGCAUUGCAAGAAGGAAUGAAGCUUUACAUCUCUGAAAACAAAGUCAUCCUGACUGAAGGUUUUGAUGGAGUAGUGCCUGUGAAGUAUAUUCAGAAAAUAGAAUCGUGGCCAGACAGAAAAUCUAUAUCAUUUCGUGCUGUUUAGUGUUUGAUGAUCCCUACAUUUUUGUAUUUUCCUAUAUAUAUAUACUAUUAUUAUUGUUAUAUAUAUAUAUAUAUAUAUAUAUAUAUAUAUAUAUAUAUAUAUGAUUCCGGUGAAAAUUACAAAUCGAUCACCUUUUAUCCAUUGUGAUGCACUAUUAGGUUUCUAUAUUGCACUUUUUCACAAUGACGUACAAUUUUGAAGUGAAAAAGAUGAGUUUUGAAGUGAACCAAAUUGA
This is a messenger RNA of Cuscuta europaea, 1497 nucleotides long. NCBI's taxonomy places the organism in Eukaryota, Viridiplantae, Streptophyta, Magnoliopsida, Solanales, Convolvulaceae. The record is from the annotation of a GenBank genome assembly.